GCAAGUGUCUGUAACUGCGAUAUGCUCCUUAUUCGAAAUUAAAUUCGACUGACCUUGAAUUGUAGGUAAACAAAUGGUGCUAGAUACAUUGAAAUUACCGAUAAACAAUUGCUUAGUGUAACUUAAAUACACGUGAAAUGUGUAACCCAUGAUCAAUGCAUAUUUGUGAACGAUGAUGAAUUUUAUUACUGAUGGUCCAAAGAUCGGAUUUUUUUGUGCUACGGAGGCAAAACCCAGUUUUAAAAUAAAACGGAGCAUAUGCUUGUGUCACCUCCAGUCUGUUGAUCAUUCAAGUAAUACGAUCAUGUGAAAAAGAUGGUUAUUUUUGGGUAUUCGCCACCAACAGAGUUACGGGCUGGGGCACAUUUGUCUGGCGACAACAAGCAAGAUAACAGUAAAUAGGAUCUUCAGCACAAGCAAGCUUUUUUUUUCCUUUCCAAAAGAGAUUGCGGGAAAUGCAGGCGUUCGAUUCAUACAGUUCUGUUGAUUUCUUCUCGGCUAUAAUCUUUCCUCGGGACAAGACAUUUGGUGAGGGGAAAUGUGAACAGGCUUAAAGUAUGGCAUGCAAAGAUGGUUUCUGCCAAGAAGGAGAUGGUGAUUGCGAUGUCCUCCAGUUACAUUUCCACUCUGAUUUACUUUCUCUGCGUGACAGCAUGUAUAAAGAAAAGCUCUGGACAGAUCAGAAAGGAUGAGAAAUUAUAUCCUGAAAAUUUCACUCGCAUACUAGAUCGACUUCUGGAUGGCUAUGACAACAGGCUGCGACCUGGAUUUGGGGGUCCAGUUACAGAAGUUAAAACAGAUAUUUAUGUAACAAGCUUUGGACCAGUUUCUGAUGUUGAAAUGGAAUAUACAAUGGAUGUUUUUUUUCGCCAAACAUGGGUAGACAAAAGAUUAAAAUAUGACGGCCCCAUUGAAAUCCUAAGGCUAAACAACUUAAUGGUCACAAAAGUGUGGACACCUGAUACUUUCUUUAGAAAUGGAAAAAAAUCUGUCUCUCAUAACAUGACAGCUCCAAACAAAUUAUUCAGAAUCAUGAGAAAUGGUACUAUUCUGUACACUAUGAGGCUUACAAUAAGUGCAGAGUGCCCAAUGAGACUUGUGGAUUUCCCAAUGGAUGGACAUGCUUGCCCUCUUAAGUUUGGAAGCUAUGCAUAUCCCAAAACUGAAAUGAUCUAUACCUGGACCAAAGGACCACAAAAUUCAGUGGAAGUUCCUGAAGAAUCAUCAAGCUUAGUACAAUAUGAUCUGAUUGGACAGACUGUUUCUAGUGAAACUGUGAAAUCAAUUACAGGUGAAUAUAUUGUGAUGACAGUUUAUUUUCAUCUGAGACGGAAAAUGGGCUACUUUAUGAUUCAGACAUAUAUUCCAUGCAUUAUGACAGUAAUCCUUUCUCAAGUGUCAUUUUGGAUAAAUAAAGAAUCCGUCCCUGCAAGAACUGUAUUUGGGAUAACAACUGUUCUGACAAUGACAACAUUAAGCAUAAGUGCAAGGCAUUCUUUACCAAAAGUUUCAUAUGCCACAGCAAUGGAUUGGUUCAUAGCGGUAUGCUUUGCCUUUGUGUUCUCUGCUCUCAUUGAGUUUGCUGCUGUGAACUACUUCACAAAUACACAAAUGGAGAAAGCAAAAAAGAAGCAAAUGAAAUGUCCACCAGCGCCUAAAGUAACUCCAAUAAAGAAGGCAAAUGACAGUGAAGAAGUGCUACAGUGCCUCCUCAUUGAGACACCUGCAACAGGUUGCGCCGCUGUCCCGGGACCUUUUCCUCCCAGUAAGCCAAGGCUACUUAGCUUCUCCGUCAGAAUACUAAAUCCUGAUACAAAUGGCAACUUGAGAAAAAGAAUGAACUACAUGACUCAACCAGAUUCUAACAGUGACCAAAGAACUGAUGCUGGCAGCAAUAACAAAGGGGGAGUUUCAAAACAAUCCUUAGUGGGCCAAGUACCUUCAGCAGCAUUGUCCUCUAUGUGUCAUUCAAGUCCCAAUCCUUUCAGUCACUCAAAUAUAACCUCAGCUACACUGUUAUCAAGAAUCACUCCACCGGCACCACCCUCAACUCCAACUGCAUCAACUCGUAUCACAACUAAUGUUUUUGUGGGAUCUGCCUCUAUACAGCAAUUGCUUGGGCCCAAACUUGAGCACAUUCAAAUGGCUGGAGACAAAAUGGAGUUUAAUCUAAAACAGGCAUCACCAACCCCCGCAGCUCCUGCUUCUACUCCUACUGCAUCUGGAACAAGUAAAAUCGACAAGUAUGCACGUAUUCUUUUCCCAGUUUCCUUUGGGGCUUUUAACAUGGUUUACUGGGUAGUCUACUUAUCAAAAGACACCAUGGAGUCAACAGAUGGAUCAGCCUAAUCUGGUGUUUGUCUUUUUCUAUCAUUGCAAAAAAGUAAUAGUACUAACUGUAGGGGCUUAUUUAUCUAGUUUUUAAAUGAUGUCAUCAUUUUCCAAUAUUGAUAGUACAGAAAAAGCUAAAAAAUGAAAAUUAAAACAAUUACCUCAGGCACUGUAUACAGAGAGUAAACAUAUAAAAAACAUUCAUGUGUUGUCAAAAAAGCUAUUUCAUAAUGAGCAUGUAUAGAACAAAAGCAUUCCAAAUAUAUUAAAUUGCAUUAAUUAAGCUUUGUGUUUUUGGUGGAUGUAUUUGGAUGUUAGUGAUAAAUUAUUUAAUCCAGCAAUAUCAAUUUGUUAUUUUUAUGUUACAAAGCAUACAUCCAUUAUUAAAAGACAAACUCAUUGACUCUAAUGUCUUAUUAGCUGGAACAAAAGAAUGAUUUGCUCAUCUUUCCUAUCAUUUUUGUGACCGAUAUGUGCUCUCAAAACACAUUAGAAAUCUAUCAUUUUCAUGUUUUAACCAUGUGCAAUGCUUCCCCUUGGGUCUAUAAUAGGAAUAGUAUCAGUAAAUGAUAACUUGGUUCAGAUGUUUGGGUUUUAUUGGUCUUAUGAGUCCCCUCCAAAUAUGUAUAAAAAUGUAUACUGUAGAUGUUUACUUUCUAGCUCAGUUUCUGCAUUUGCUUUUGUAUCCAGCAUUACCUGUAAAUUAAUUUUGCAAUAUAUCUUAGAAUGAUUCACACCAUACCUUUGCUUUACACUGUAGUGUUAAACUAUUGUAAAAUAGCUCAGUGGUAUAAUGACACUUUUGAUCAUCCAUGCAGUAGUAUACCCUGAACCUUCAAGGUCUUGUUGACCUUUCUACUAGAGUGGGCUACUUGAUGUUCCUCUUGUGAUAAAUUCAAUUGUGUAUCGUUCAUACAAGCAACUCAGGACAUGAAAGCAAACAAAGAAACUAAGACGACAGCUGUGAAAUGUAUUGGUUUGUGGGGAUAAACCAUAAGACCUUAUAUUUGACCAUAAUAACAAUUUUUUUGGGAAUGGGUUCAAUGUUUCUUAACUCGUAGUUGCAUUCCAUUUGCUCUUCCUUCUAAUAAAGGUUUUCCACAUUAAUUGUUUUUUUCCAGUCUCGUUAGGUAAGCUAGGAAUUUCAGGUGGAAUUAAAUGAUUAGGCACCUCAAAAUACUAUCACUGCAUACUAUUGAUGAGUUUUAGACAAAAAUAUACAUUUUUGCCAUUAUGCAUAAAUUAUUACCUACUGUAUGACUGGUAUAAAUGUUCAGUUUUAGUUUAUACCAAAACAGCAUAUAAAGCAUGUGUAUGAUGGAUUUUGUCAGCAUUAGCAUAUUAAUACAAUUUGAUAUAUGUAAUUAGAUACAAUUGUAAAUGCUUUAACAAUGAACAUAACAGUGACCACAGAAUACUUUAAAUCAAAAGUGUUGAAAGAAUCUGUUAAAUAAUGCCAGAAAGAAGUUAAACAAGAGCUCACGUUGGACAUACAUAAGAAUUACAAAUCCUCAGAAGUGUUGCCAUAACUUUCUUUUAACCAUUAACCAAUUGGCAAAUGAUCUUUAAAUUGUCAUGUUUAGGGAUUUCACAGAUACUUUAAGACUGAUGAUAUGAUGUUCCAGAAGAGCUUUGACCAUCUUAACUCCAUCAGCCUAACUUCAGGAUCAAGAAAAAUGAGGAGCAAGUGAUAUAGGAGUAGCAUGAUGCCAGGUUAACUCACUGAAGAAUCCAUAGCUUGCCUUGAUUAACCUAACAGUUAUAUCAGGGUCUACACAUAGCAAAAUGCUAUU
Lepisosteus oculatus (spotted gar) is the source of this 4124-nucleotide messenger RNA. Lineage: Eukaryota; Metazoa; Chordata; Actinopteri; Semionotiformes; Lepisosteidae. The record is from RefSeq and is a predicted model, not a curated record.